Culex quinquefasciatus (southern house mosquito) is the source of this 1364-nucleotide messenger RNA. RefSeq lists its product as uncharacterized. Bases 280 to 819 code for a protein of 179 amino acids. Lineage: Eukaryota; Metazoa; Arthropoda; Insecta; Diptera; Culicidae. The record is from RefSeq and is a predicted model, not a curated record. The transcript is spliced from 3 exons.
UCGCACUUUUGACAGUUCGCUUAAACGAACUCAAAAAAGUGCGAUUUCGCGAACUCGAAAAACUGUGAAAAUCACCAAAAAAUGAGUUCAGUUAUGCGAACUCCCAAAAGUGCGAUUUUGGACUUAACGAAUUUUUUGAAAUUCGUUUGAAAUGUUUCUUCUCAAAUGUUUCUUGUUUAGUUGUGUUUUGUGCUCCGGAGUUUCGAGUUGGAUUUCAGAAGGAACCGGUCUACCGACGAGUCAACUUGAGGAAUACCUUCAACGCCGCCUUGCACCAAAAUGGACACCGCGCUGUUUUUCGGUCCUGUUGAACUUAAGGUCGCUAAAACGACAUCGCGCCAGAGCUUUAAGGCGCCAACCAUCACACAGGCAGCUGCGAUGCUAGCCGGAGAGAAGGCCACUCCAGAGAUUCGUCGGAAACUGCGCCGAAGUAUGAGGAGUUUGCGGAACUUUAUCCGGGACACUGGCGCUGCGGACUGGUUCGAGGAGUUUCCGAUGAGGCGAGAUAUGAUCCUGCUGAUCUCCAGCAACUAUUGCGAUUUUGUCCACACGAUGACGAGGGAACGGAUAGGAAGAUCAGGACGAGACCAUUUCAACCUCGAACGUGAUGGACACGGACCUCCGUUUGAUGCGAACGUCGCUGCUUCGUCGCCAUUCGUUCUUCCGGUAGUCCAACAUGCCAACAUUUUUUGCAGGAGGAAUCUGGCCAAAGUUGAAAAUAACACGGACUUGGCCGCCCUCAAUUCGGCGAUCCAUGACCUAACGGCCUUGACCCGUUACGCUCGUCGAAAUCCUGGGUUGAUUGAGUUCGAGCGAUAAGAACAUGGAGGCGCAGCGUGCGACAAAAGAGGCUAGUAGGGUGGACAUCCCAGUUAGCGAUAUGCACGAUCUGCGAUCGGCCGUCGCAGCAGGUCACCUGAAUAUCAACCACGGGACUCCGAACAUCACGGAGCAGUUGAAUCGCCUGAAGCACCCGGACUACGAGACCGUCUACUAGCUGUCCAACUUUCACUGGUCGUCGAUCCUCAAGCUCUUCGGACGGUACGUAACUGUUCUUCCCUCGAUCAAGCUAUCGCACGCGGUUAGUCCUCAAAUAGCUCAGAAACUAAGCAAUCUCGACGAGAAAGCCCCGCAUCACUUCCAUUGGAAGGCACUGGCCGCCGCGCUGGAUCCGCUCGACUUGAACGACGCCGACACCGGAGACGUUCCGAGUAUCAACACCGGCAACGCACCGUUCUACCCAAAGACGCCGAUAGAGAUCCUGCUUUGUUGUCUUCCGGUCUAAAUACAAGGCGACGUCCCAACGUCCCAACGACCUGGCAGCAGUACGGGUCGCAAGAAAUCCUACCAAACUUCGCCGAUCU